This is a messenger RNA of Prosopis cineraria, 471 nucleotides long. RefSeq lists its product as uncharacterized. The transcript has a single exon. The record is from RefSeq and is a predicted model, not a curated record. Bases 1 to 471 code for a protein of 156 amino acids. Lineage: Eukaryota; Viridiplantae; Streptophyta; Magnoliopsida; Fabales; Fabaceae.
AUGUCUCCUUAUCGGCUUGUUUUUGGGAAAGCUUGUCACUUACCUGUGGAGAUUGAGCAUAAAGCUUAUUGGGCAGUAAAGCAGUGCAACAUGGAUUUAACUAAAGCAGGAGCCCAAAGAAAAUAUCAAUUGCAAGAGCUUGAAGAAUUUCGCUUGGAAGCAUAUGAAAAUUCAAGAAUCUACAAGGAAAAGACCAAGUUAAUGCAUGAUAAGCUGAUAGUUAGAAAAGAGUUCAAGGUGGGACAAAAAGUGUUUCUCUAUAAUGCCAGAUUGAAACUUAUGUCAGGAAAACUUUGUUCUAGAUGGGAAGGUCCUUUUAUAGUUGUUAAAGUGUUUUCUUAUGGUGGAGUAGAGAUUAUGGUAGAAUCUACUGGAGCAAAGUUUAAAGUUAACGGGCAUCGGUUAAAGCAUUUUUAUGAUGGAUUUGAGACACACAUUGUGGAGGAGUCUUCCCUCCAAGAUAACACUUAA